AUGCAGUUCACAUACGCAGCUAUCUCCGCUCUCCUCGCCUCAGUGGCUUAUUCUCAAUCUGUUGCCAGCGAGAUGGCAAAGCUUCCAUCUUGUGCUCUUAUAUGCCUGUCGACUGCCAUCAGUAGUGCUGGAUGCAGUUUUGCCGAUCAUGCAUGCCAAUGCGGUCCUGCCAAAGAUGACAUCACCAAAUCAGCAACUCCAUGUAUUGCAUCUUCUUGCUCUGCCACCGAUAGCAUGACUGCGUCAAAUGUUGCCGCUCAAGUUUGUGCUCUUGAAGCGUCGGGCUCUACAUCUGCCUCUGCAUCUGGUAGCUCCAUCGCCGCCUCGUCGACUACCUCAGCGGCUGCCGCUGCUACUGAAACCGGUGCAGGAAAUCGUGUUGCUGCUGCCGGAGUGAUGGUUGGUGCUGGUUUAUUGGCUGCUUUCGCUUUGUAA
Molecule: messenger RNA, 435 nt
Organism: Sclerotinia borealis F-4128
Lineage: Eukaryota; Fungi; Ascomycota; Leotiomycetes; Helotiales; Sclerotiniaceae
Source: the annotation of a GenBank genome assembly